AUGAGCGAGAGACAAGGAACCGGAGCUACAAAUGGAAAAGACAAGACAUCUGGUGAGAAUGAUGGGCAGAAGAAGGUUCAAGAGGAAUUUGACAUAGACAUGGAUGCACCAGAGACAGAGCGGGCGGCUGUGGCGAUACAGUCCCAGUUCAGAAAAUUCCAGAAGAAAAAAGCGGGGUCCCAGUCUUAGUAGCUACCUCAGAGCUUAAAACAAAGUAAUCCUGAAAUGAUUUAUCAAGAAAAUCAGAAGUAACAUAAAGAUGCAUGUACAGAAAUUAUCAAUAUUUAAAACCCCAUUGGCAGAUAACAAACCCUGAGCUUGUGUGUGACUUCAUCCCAGAUGUUUCACGCCCAUUAUCCUCUGUAACUCACCAUUUUACUUGAUGUUGUAAUAAAAAGUUAGGGUGAAGUAAUUAAAGUGUCUGCCUUCAUCUGUCUUUUCAUAUUAAUCCAGCAACCACAGCGUUACAAAUGAACUCAGCCCAGAUGCCUGUUUUCCUCUUCACGUAAAGCUUGGAGACAUAAGAGCACCGUAUGUUACGAGGUUUUUGCUGAGAGAUGAGAGCAUGCAUCUCAGCCCUGCUUACCUCAUUUGGAGAAUUCCAGCUGCCAGCCAAAUGUGGCAGUAAAAUUACUUUCUCAUAAUGAGCUGAAAGUAAAAACUUGCAGACAGAAGCUGUCAUGAGGGGAAGAGGUGUAGGAAGCAGUGAGCAGUUUAUUUUUGUCUUGCAAUUAUGCCAAUAAAGUGGCUUAAGUGGGGAAAUUGUCCCUGUCCUUCCUCUUUGCAUGAUAAUGUUCAGAAUUACCCAGCUUGGACCACAUUGACUGUUAUGGGGGGGGGGGGGAAAUCAGACACAAAAUAC
Haliaeetus leucocephalus (bald eagle) is the source of this 862-nucleotide messenger RNA. RefSeq names its product Purkinje cell protein 4 (gene PCP4). NCBI's taxonomy places the organism in Eukaryota, Metazoa, Chordata, Aves, Accipitriformes, Accipitridae. The record is from RefSeq and is a predicted model, not a curated record. Gene Ontology annotation, molecular function: calcium ion binding; calmodulin binding. The transcript is spliced from 3 exons. Gene Ontology annotation, cellular component: cytoplasm. The coding region runs from base 1 to 189 and encodes 62 amino acids.